Molecule: messenger RNA, 1304 nt
Organism: Hevea brasiliensis (rubber tree)
Lineage: Eukaryota; Viridiplantae; Streptophyta; Magnoliopsida; Malpighiales; Euphorbiaceae
Product: homeobox-leucine zipper protein HAT22
Exons: 3
Coding region: 250-1074 (274 amino acids)
Biological process (GO): regulation of DNA-templated transcription
Molecular function (GO): sequence-specific DNA binding; DNA-binding transcription factor activity, RNA polymerase II-specific
Source: RefSeq, a predicted model, not a curated record
GUCAACCUUUGGAUAGAGAGAGAGAGAGAGAGAGAGAGAGAAUUUUCCUUCAUAAUUUCCAUGACCCCAAGAUUCGUUUUUCUACUCAAUUCAUUCCUUUGAUUAACAAUUAUAGCAAUCCGCCCACCCACCCAAGAUAAAAAGUCUAACUCAUUCUCUUCCCCUUCUUAAAGACCCUUUUGCUCCCUCAUAUUUCUCAAAUCACCUCUCCAUUCAUUUUCAUAUCUUCUUCUCCUCCUCCUUCAGCUCAUGGGUUGUCCUGAUGACGGAUGCAACACUGGCCUUGUUCUAGGGUUAGGUUUCUCUUCAUCAACCUCCCUGGAAAAGCCUGAUAAUAACAAUAAUCAUAAGCCCAAGAUGAUGUAUAAGCCAUGUUUUGGGCCUUCACUUAGCUUGGGUCUUUCUGGUGAGAUUUACAAUCACCGCGGUUCUAGCAAGAAGAUUAGUGAUGUCAAUAAAGGUUGCGAGGAGUCUGUUGGUGCUGAUUUGCUUCGUCAAGCUUCUCCUCAUAGUGCUGUUUCUUCUUUCUCUGGCGGUAGGGUUAAAAGAGAAAGAGACCUUAGCAGUGAAGAGAUAGAGGCAGAGAGAGUUUCUUCAAGAGUAAGUGAUGAAGAUGAAGAUGCUACUAACACAAGAAAGAAACUUAGGCUCACCAAAGAACAAUCUGCCCUUUUAGAGGAAAGCUUCAAGCAGCACAGCACUCUCAAUCCUAAGCAAAAGCAAGCUCUUGCAAGGCAGUUAAAUCUACGACCAAGACAAGUUGAAGUGUGGUUCCAAAACAGGAGAGCCAGGACAAAGCUGAAGCAAACUGAAGUGGACUGUGAGUUCUUGAAGAAGUGCUGCGAGACACUAACAGAUGAAAAUAGGAGGCUGCAGAAGGAGCUUCAAGAACUUAAAGCUCUGAAAUUGGCACAACCCUUUUACAUGCACAUGCCAGCAGCUACUCUCACCAUGUGCCCAUCUUGUGAAAGAAUUGGUGGUGUUGGUGAUGGUGCUUCAAAGAAUAAUCCAUUUUCAAUGACUCCAAAGCCUCACUUCUAUAAUCCCUUCACCAAUCCUUCAGCAGCAUGUUAAGAUUCCAGGAUAAGAUGCAAAAGAAUUGAGUUAAAAAAAAAAAAACCAAAAAGAGUAGAUCUCCCGCCACAAUCCCUCUAUUUUUGGGUUAAGGGCUUGUAGUCAUCAUUAGUGUAAUUAAUUAUUUUUCAGAAAAUAUAUAGUAACUACUGAUCAACCUACUUUUUUUUUUUUUAUUACAUGCUUGUAUAUUAUUCAGCAAAUAUAUAAGAAGGGACGAGUAUUAUUUA